Molecule: messenger RNA, 2703 nt
Organism: Owenia fusiformis
Lineage: Eukaryota; Metazoa; Annelida; Polychaeta; Sabellida; Oweniidae
Source: the annotation of a GenBank genome assembly
GGUUUCUACACAGUGGUACAUAGGCGUCCGUCCAAAGGUCUCUAUAGAACAUAACGGAUAGUUAUUUCAGCUAAUAUUAUACCUGUGUAUUUGAUUUGGAAUCAACCGGGAACUAACUUACAUGCGAGUCUAUCAGAAAAAUCACCAUGAAGCUAUAUAGCUAUAAUAACGUUGUUGCCUCUAGUGGCGGUGUACUGCAUUCCAUCACUUACAGACUUUGAAGACGUUGAAGAAUUGUUGGGUCAUAGGUCGAAGAGACAAAGUGGAAUCAGUGACGACAAUAACAGAGAUCCUCAUCUCAUAGAUACAAGAAGUCUGCCAUACAGACGUGAUGACCGAUGGACACUAGACUACAGGUACAUGCCCGUGGUGGGCAAUGGCCACAUGGCAAUGUCGGUGUACAACGACUCUAUAUUUCUUGACGGUGUAUAUAACGGCAGGGGUGAGUUCAGUCGAAGAGCCAGGAUCCCCGCAGAAGCUGCGCUCAGGGUCAACUUCAGUUCUAGCGUCACCAACAUUCAGAGGAGGUUUAGAUUUAACCUUGACACUGGUGUAUUUGAAGAAAACAUAACCCUACCUCACUGUGAUAUCGUUCAUCGUACGUACUGCCACAAGUACUAUACCAGGGUGUUUAUCCAGGAGAUUAUUAUGACCCCAAGAACUGGGCAGAUCCAACAAUGUAAACUUCAACUGGAUCACCUCAGGGAUAACUAUACAGACGAUUUCGAGAUCUUCAAGAAAGAACCUUUUAAUAACGCCGAUUGGACGAGGCGCUUAAGAACCCAUGUUGCAGAAGGCGAUGGUGCAAGUCCCCGAGAUGUCUACAUGUUCUUUGAUGAUAUUCCUCGGGAUUUAUCUUUACCUAGGAAUGCACAAAACCCCCAAAGAAAUGUAUUCGUCAUGACUUUAGAUACAGACAGAUCCAGGGCAGAGAGAGCAUAUACGGAGGUUCAGCGGGUUUUAUCUACAACCAAUGGUUAUAAUGAACUCUAUAAAGAUCAUCUUGACGCUUGGAGGAUACUAUGGCAGUAUGCUAGGAUAGAAAUAGAGGGGAAUGUUCGAUUGGCAAAAGUUACAAAAGCUGCACUGUACUAUAUGAUGAGCUCUCUUCCUCCUCUAGUGCGGGAAACUGGAGGUCCACAGGAUACGUACCAACCUGCCAAUCCGUUUAUGGGAUUAGCUCGCAGUGGAUUGGGGGCCGGAUGUAACACAACCGAUUACAAUGGGCAUGUUUUCUGGGAUCACGAAAUGUUCAUGAUGCCCCCGAUGACCAUUUUGUACCCAAGUAUUGGCAAGGAAAUGCUGAUGUACCGCAUGAACAGGCGAUCUGCCGCCAAAGAGAGAGCAAGUCAGACGGGAAACCAGGGUGAGCGAUUCCCAUGGGAGAGUGCUAUCACUGGUCGAGAAAUAACUACAAGCUAUGCAAAGUUCCAACAAGAAUACGCCCACCACAUCACUGGAGCAGUAGGCUGGGCUGCAAGGAAUUACUACUCAGCCACUCGUGACCAGGAAUUUAUGGAUAGCAAUGGUGGUUGUGAUUUCUCAAAGGAAAUAGCACGUUUCUGGCAAAAUAAGAUGAAAUGGAAUAACACAAAAGCCAGAUGGGACCUCAAUGAAUGCCAAGGUCCAAACGAUUUACACAGUUAUGUGAACAACAAUGCUUAUACAAACGCAUUAGCCACAUUAUCAAUCCAGUGGGCAAGAUACGUUGCCUGUUUAUGUAGACGAAACGAGAAAGAUGAAAUUCCUGAUGAAUGGAUGAGGCGCUCUGUUGACCUUUACAUGCCUUAUAACGACAGGUACAGGCGUCACGAUGAAUUUGACGACUAUGAAUACAGAGCUGGUAACCAGUCUCUCAAACAAGCGGACACAACACUUCUGCAUUACCCACUUGGCUGGAACACAACGAAGGAGAUAAUGCGUAACGAUCUGGAGUUCUAUGAAGGAAAACUGAACUCUAACCCCCCAGCCUUGACUUAUAGUGUCCAUGCUAUAGGAUGGCUAAGAGUACCGGAUAAGAGUCGGGCUGAUUCUAUGUUUGAAAGAAGUUAUAGCUCUUAUGUGCAAGAACCAUUUAAGACAUGGACAGAGUACCCAAAUUAUCAAGGUUCGGUGAACUUUCUUCCUGGGAUGGGAGGCUUCUUGUCUACAUUGUUGUUUGGUUAUGCUGGUAUCCACAUUAAACCCGAAGAGAUGAUGGUCUACCCUCCUACUCUACCACCCGGUGUUAACACGAUGAGAAUAUACGGUGUACAUUAUCUUGGAAACAGCUUGGAGUUUGAAAUCCAAAGUAGUGGUGUAACAUUACGAAAUACCGGAGGAGAUGGGAAACAUCAACUUAGAGUGCGUUUGAACAACACUAUGGAGGGGGGUCGUCCAGAAGAACGAGAAUUUCGUCAAGGGUCUUCUAUCCAAGCAACAAAUACAGGGUUGACGAUCUUCAGUACAACUGUGACCAACUGCAAACCACCAGAUGAUACACUCAGAGUUCGUUAUAGUCCUGUAAGCUAUAUGGUGGCCCCCAGUGGCCCUCAGAAGCUAAAUGAUGGCCCCCAGAAGCUAAUUAGUGGCCCCCAGGAGCUAUAUGGUGGCACCCAGAAGCUAUACAGGGAACCCCAGUGGCCCCAAGAAGCUAUACAAUGGCCCCCAGAAGCUAUACAGCAGCCCCCAGAAGCUACACGAUGGCCCCCAGAAUCUAUAUGA